This is a messenger RNA of Lindgomyces ingoldianus, 862 nucleotides long. RefSeq names its product SGNH hydrolase. The coding region runs from base 80 to 814 and encodes 244 amino acids. Gene Ontology annotation, molecular function: phosphatidylcholine lysophospholipase A1 activity. The record is from RefSeq and is a predicted model, not a curated record. Lineage: Eukaryota; Fungi; Ascomycota; Dothideomycetes; Pleosporales; Lindgomycetaceae. The transcript has 2 exons.
AGCGAACGGUUCUUUUUGAGGCGUUUUGUGCGCGCCUCGAGACAAUUCGUUCUGCUGUAUCCAAUUCAAGAUAGGCAAUAUGGUGUCCUUCAAACUCUUCUCCCUCACCACACUCGCGGCCGUGGUAACCGCCCAGAACGCUACAAUCCGAUACAUGCCCUUUGGCGACUCAAUUACUGAAAUUAUCUGCUGGCGUGCCAAACUCUGGGAGAAACUGCAAACCACAGAAUGGAAAUCCGUUGACUUCGUCGGAUCCGGCAAAACCGAAAACAAUUGCAAAGACACGAAAUACGACCGCGACAACGAGGGCCACUCUGGUUUCCUAGCAAUCGAUAUCGCGAAUAAGAAACAGCUGGAUGGAUGGCUACAGAAAAAUCCGGCGGAUGUGAUUACCAUGCAUUUGGGGACAAAUGAUAUUGUGCAGCAGAAUAAGGCGGUCGCGGAUAUUAUUAAGGCGUUUACCACGUUGGUGAGCACGAUGAGGACGAGUAAUCCGAAGAUGAAGAUUAUCGUCGCCCAAAUCAUCCCUAUGGGCACAGGGUCCUACAACACGAAAAUCCAAGACCUGAACAAAGCCAUCAUUCCCUGGGCCACAGGCCUCAAUUCCACAGACUCUCCCAUCUGGGUCGUCGAUCAGUAUACAGGGUUCUCGGGAUCUUCGGAUCUGAGGGAUGGUGUGCACCCGAAUGAUUCGGGCGAUACCAAGAUGAUGAAUGUGUGGUAUCCGGCAUUAGUGAAUGCGCUUCAGGUUAUUAAAAGUGCGAGGUUGAGUGAGAGGGAUGGGGAGGUUGUCGAGAGGAGGUUUGUUGCAUGAGCGAAGCAACCGCUGUGGGGCGUUCACCAAGGGCUAGGAAGAUACAUA